Coregonus sp. 'balchen' is the source of this 933-nucleotide messenger RNA. The record is from the annotation of a GenBank genome assembly. Lineage: Eukaryota; Metazoa; Chordata; Actinopteri; Salmoniformes; Salmonidae.
AAAGAGCUACAGACUGCCCUGAAGCCCUUACAGGACUUAAAUAGCGUUAAACUAUCAUGUGAUCAAACAGCAGAGCACAUUAACGUAAGAAUAAUGUUUUGAAGUAUCAGUCAGAGAAUGCAACAGUUUUGAGCAAAUGUAUUUGACCCUGUAUAUACUCCAGAGGCAGAGUGAGGCCCAGCACACAGAGGCAGAUGGAGGAGCUUGAGAAGCUUCACCAGUUUCUAUGAAAUGACAAGGUGGCCAGGAUAGCUUCUCUGAGAGAGGAAGAGGAGCAGAAGAGUCAGAUGAUGAACAGAAGAUUGAGGAGAUGAGCAGAGAGAUAUCAUCACUUUGAAACACACUCAGUGUCUUAGGGGAGGAGUUGAGAGCUGAAGACAUCUUAUUCCUGUAGGUCAGGACUGCUCUCUCUAAAGCCACAUGAUUUAUCAGUAUAUUGAUUGACUGAUUAUUAUUGAUUGAUUGAUUGUUUAAUUCAAUCUGGUAUUUCUGAAAUACAAUGAGUCUGGUCUAAGAUACAUUAAAGCAGCCUGACCCCUCAGCACUUAUAAACUAUUGCAGCAUAAAUACUGCAAUAUGUAUACAAUUUACAGGGAACCAGUAUAGUCUUAGAUCACAGAUAUGUAGUGUCUAAUUUCUGUUUUCUCUGUUCAGCUCCUGUGACUCAAACACUGCCCAAACACUGCCCAUCCACGUCUCAUCCUGUCUGAGGAUCUGAUCAGUGUGAGACGCAGUGAUGACAAACAGCAGUUUCCUGUCAACCCAGAGAGAUUUGAUAUAUACAGUAUGUAUGGGUCCUGGGCUCUGAGGGCUUUAACUCAGGGACACACAGAAGAGUCAGUCCAGAGGAAGGGAGCAGUUAGGAGUGGAUAUUGGCUAUUGAAGCAGUUUGAUGCUAAAUACACAGCACAAGGCCAUCCACUGACCUCAUAG